UAAUUUAUUUCCAAUAAGCCGCACUGUCGUAAGCCGUGUGCUGUCUGUUAGAUUUUUCAACAAAAUAUAGUUCUAUCACUUAAUAUUUUUAAUAGUUCUUGUUUUUAUGUAACACAAUAAAUUUGUAUAGCCUAGAAAUCUUAAGAAAUAAUCGAUUGUAAAUUUCUGUUGUUUUAUAUUACAAUUUAUCACUAAUAUUGUGCACAAAAUCAGUUUUAAUGUCAGAACUACAGUCUGCGCUAUUAUUAAAAAAACAACUGACUGAACUACACAAGAACCCAGUUGAAGGGUUUUCAGCUGGUCUUAUAGAUGACAAUGAUAUAUAUAAAUGGGAAGUUCUUAUCAUUGGACCUCCAGAUACUUUGUAUGAAGGAGGAUUUUUUAAAGCUCAUUUAAAUUUUCCAAAAGAAUAUCCAUUAAGGCCACCUAAAAUGAAAUUUGUGACUGAAAUAUGGCAUCCUAAUAUUGAUAAAAGUGGUGAUGUUUGCAUAUCUAUACUUCAUGAACCUGGUGAUGAUAAAUGGGGGUAUGAAAAAGCAAGCGAACGUUGGUUGCCUGUACAUACAGUAGAAACAAUAUUAAUAUCAGUAAUAUCAAUGCUAGCUGAUCCUAAUGAUGAAAGUCCUGCAAAUGUAGACGCUGCAAAAGAUUGGCGUGAAAAUUAUCCAGAAUUCAAACGCAAAGUAGCACGUUGUGUGCGUAAAAGUCAAGAAGAUAUCUAAUAAUUAUGUCGCCAGUUGCUCUAUGCACUAUGUUACCAACAUUUAUAUCAAUUAUUGAUGCCAGGGUAACAAUAUUUAGAGCAACCACAACAUUUUUUACAAUGUGAUUUAUUAAUGUAAGUUUUUCCAAUGCCUAAUUAAACGUUUCUACAACUGUCAGAUA
Daktulosphaira vitifoliae (grape phylloxera) is the source of this 885-nucleotide messenger RNA. RefSeq names its product ubiquitin-conjugating enzyme E2 G1 (gene Ube2g1). The coding region runs from base 219 to 722 and encodes 167 amino acids. The transcript is spliced from 5 exons. Gene Ontology annotation, molecular function: ubiquitin conjugating enzyme activity. NCBI's taxonomy places the organism in Eukaryota, Metazoa, Arthropoda, Insecta, Hemiptera, Phylloxeridae. Gene Ontology annotation, biological process: protein polyubiquitination; proteasome-mediated ubiquitin-dependent protein catabolic process. The record is from RefSeq and is a predicted model, not a curated record.